Messenger RNA from Symbiodinium natans, 2901 nucleotides. NCBI's taxonomy places the organism in Eukaryota, Dinophyceae, Suessiales, Symbiodiniaceae. The record is from the annotation of a GenBank genome assembly.
AUGAUCCAGGCGAUUGCAGCUUUCUCUGGCGGCCUUUGGGUUCAAAACCGCCUCAGCGAUUUGCAGCUUCCGCACCUCAGUCGGAGGGUGAACGAAGCGGAAACUUUCAAGCUCUCCGUGCGGGUAAUCGCCGCGUCGAUUCCGGGACUGUCGGACAGCGGCUACGUGACGCGCGAGCGGCCGCGCGUGGCAGCGGUCCUGGGCAGCGUGCGGAAGGAGACGGAGUUCGGAGAUGUAGCGGAGAAUGACGAAGACUUUGGAGUUGAUGAUGACAUCCCCUCCUGCGACUGGAAGUUCAACGAAACUCUGACUUUCGCCGCGUCGGUGAAUGACAUCAUGGCUGGGCAGACGAUCCAGCUGUGGCUCCACACCAAGAGCGACGUCUACCUCGGUCCUUUUCAGGUGAACCUCGCGAGGAACCGGGAUGUUGGCGUCUGCUCCGUGGAGGUCAGGAAGCAAGUCCUGCCCGACUGCGUCCCCGUGGACGAGCGCGCAGGGGACUCUGCCCGCCACGGCGAGUCCCCGCCGGCGGCCAAGCGCGGCCCCCACCUUGUUUGGGAGACAAAAGUUCUGCCCUUUGCGCUGACACAUGUGGACUCCAACAGCGGCGGUGACUUCGUUCUGGGUCAGGCCGCUGGCCACGUGCUGGUCAAGUUCAGCAUGAAUGCGGAUCCCCAGGCGAUGCUGCGCCGGGCAGAGACGGCGGCUCGGCCGCUCGUCGACCGCGUCGCUGACCCGUUUAAGCAGAUCAUCUCGGCGCCGGUCCGGUGGGUUGAGGCGGCGACCGAGGCCGCCAGCUGCGACGGGGUGGACACGUACUGCGGAGUAGGUCGCGGGUACCGAGAAAUUUGCUCGAUGCCCGACUCGCCCCUGGGCCUUGGGCCACCUGUGGCUAGCGACCUGCCUGCAGACGGUUGGGUGAAGCACCUAGGCCCUGAUGGCCGGGAGUUCUGGCACCACCUGUCCUUGGGGCCCCCGCCCUGGGAUCGGCCCGGCUUCCGGGCGUUGCCUGAUCGGCCAGUCUCCAUCAACGGCUGUGUUGCCGGCACCGAGGAGGACAGCGUGCUCCGUUUGCCCUCGAAGGAGCGGUUCAAGGAGGGGACGCAGAUCUUCAACCUGGAUUUAAACAAGGGGCAGGAGGCGUCCAAUGAAACACCUGAUCCAACGAUGGCUGGAAAUGUGGUGACCUGGGAAGACGUUGUGGAGCAGGAAAGUGUUGAAGACAGCUAUGUGGUGCUGGUGAAAGAGCAGAUUGUGAAGAAAGUUGACGAAGCCUUGACAGAGGCUUUGGAGGCGCUGCGAAACACAGCGAAAGGGGUCAAGCUAUUCUGGAAGGCUACUGGCACAGUCUGCCCUGUCGACCUUGUUAUUGCAUUGGAACCCGCGCCCGCUUGCAGUGGCCGCCUCUUGUCUUCGUCUCACACUUUCCUCUUCGGGCCAACAAUACAGGAUGAAUGCUGCCAAUUCAUCAUGAGACAGCCUCAGGUGGUGAAAGAUUGUGUCAAGCUCAUGAAGUUGUAUGCUGUAUAUGAGCAGCGUAUGGGCAAUAACAUUUCACCUGGCGGGCAUCAAUUCCGCUUUCCCCCUGGAGCUGCUCUUGAAAUCAUGGUUGUCUGGCUGUACGAGCAGCGACCUGCUUCCAGCCUGCAGGAGUUGUUCGCUUCCGUUUUGGACUUUGGAGGCAGUUUGGAUCUGACAAAAAGAACCGAUAUCUCAGUCAAUCUAGAUGUUGACCUUGGCAGCUCGACUGCGACAGAGGAUGGCGAUUGCGUAGGCACAGCUCUCAUAGACAAGCCCGUGCCAGUUCAGGUGCUGCAGCCUGCCACGAGGCAGAAUCUGACUCACAAGCUUGAUGCCGACCAUUGGAAGUACUUCAAAGAUGCUUCUGCCCGUGGAAGGCACCAGUUCGAAUCCUUGGGGCGCCUACUGCGGCUCACAACCCCGCUGGGCCGCCGCCCGCUGCAAGAAUGUGAGAAUUGGUUAGCCUCAUUUGAUGCGAAGGUGUGUGACAUCCCACCGAUGUUUGCAGUCAACACCGUUACCAUGUUGGCACCUGACGCUUCCAUUGAUGACCGGACACGCCCCUCACGUUGGGGUUCGGUGGCCUCUUACUUGCACGUUCCCCUUCUGUGGGCAGCUGAACGAGAAGUUCUCGGCAAAGGCUUUAUACAUGGUCAGUUGCACAAUGAAGCAUCGAAUCACUUCUGGAAGUCUUCAACUGAAUAUUGGUUUGUAGAAGGCUUGGAGCCCAUUGACGGCAGACCAGCUGUGUCCAAACUCAGCAUCACGGGGCCAUUGGCUGACUCGGCGGAAGCAGCGUACAAGAUGCUUGUCCACGAUGCUCACCAACGUUGCCAGGCAGCGGGCUUCAGUCCGGUCCGUCCGAAUGUCGCGCGGGCGGUGAGUCUCCUAUUCCACGAGGAGGCAUGGAAGCAGGUUCGGGAAAAGUAUGAUGCAAAGGACGUGAACCUGCAGCAUCCUUCUCAACUCCUUUGGAAGAAACAGCUGGAAGCGCAUCGUCUCGAUCAGUUGAUGGAUGUUUUCAAAGUGCAGGUUGAUCUCCAUGAGCCACCCCGGAGAAGUGGAAAGCUGUGGCAGAACGAGGCAUCAAAGGUCCAUCGAAUGUGCCAAGCCUUGGCAAUCUUUGUCGACUUGUCAGAUGAUGCUGUGCUGGUGGUGGUUGGGCCUUGCACAUUUUCAUCCCAAGGCGCCAAGAAUUGGGCCUUUUGUUGGAUGCUGGAGGCAUUGUUCGAGGUCGGCCAAGCACCAAUUCCUGAGACCAUUCUUCGUCGGAAGGGGUUAGCUGCGAAUGACCCAACGAUCGUGCCAAUAUCCCAGAAUCUGCCCAAGUGGUGCAUGAAAUGCCCAUUUCCUGCAGCCCUACGAGGUGAGCCGCUGUAA